AUGGGAGCCCAUCAACUAGAAAUUGUGGAAGAGCGAGAGGAAGAGGAAGAGGUAAUUAUCGAAGAUCAAAUGAAAGGAGAAUGCCAAAAUGAUUCUAACAAAAACAAAGAGAAUGUCAAUUUCAUUAAAAAUCAACAAGAUGUUGAAGAGCCAACUUUAUUGCUAGCACAUAAGAAUGAAGAAAGCAAUGAUGCAAACAUAUGGUAUCUUGAAAAUGGAGUAAGCAAUCACGUGUGCAGAUGCAAAGAGGCUUUUGUGAAGCUUGAUGAGAAGGUUAGAGGCAAUGUUUUAUUUGGAGACUCUUUGAAAGUCCAAAUCCAAGGGAAAUGUACCAUUCUAAUUUCUCUAAAGGAUGGUGGCCAUAGCCUUAUUACCAAUGUUUACUAUGUUCCCAAGUUAAAAAGCAAUAUUUUGAGUUUGGAACAACUCCUUGAAAGGGGUUAUGAAAUUCACAUGAAAGAUUGUUUCCUUUAG
Gossypium arboreum is the source of this 474-nucleotide messenger RNA. RefSeq lists its product as uncharacterized. The record is from RefSeq and is a predicted model, not a curated record. NCBI's taxonomy places the organism in Eukaryota, Viridiplantae, Streptophyta, Magnoliopsida, Malvales, Malvaceae. The coding region runs from base 1 to 474 and encodes 157 amino acids. The transcript has 2 exons.